Fusarium verticillioides 7600 is the source of this 2427-nucleotide messenger RNA. Its product is annotated as acetyltransferase. The record is from RefSeq and is a predicted model, not a curated record. Lineage: Eukaryota; Fungi; Ascomycota; Sordariomycetes; Hypocreales; Nectriaceae. The coding region runs from base 604 to 2283 and encodes 559 amino acids. Gene Ontology annotation, molecular function: acyltransferase activity, transferring groups other than amino-acyl groups. The transcript is spliced from 2 exons.
CGCCUCCAUGAAAUUUUCGGGGCCUGCGCAUUUCCCCUCAUCACCAACGAACAUUUCAGCACAGUCACAACGAACAUCACAUCACAGCACUACAAAAAAAAAUACAAGCAUUACGCACGCUGCGCUGCACCUCAUUACAGAGCGGAGCACUGAAUAUACUGGGGCUAUAACUGAGCCCUACAGCGUCUCCAGUCGCUGUUUAUUACCUUAGGUAGUUCCCUGUGGAGGUCCCCGGACUGUCCAAGGCGCGCCCUUUUCAGUCAAGGAUCCAGGCCACCACCCACCCAACAGUGCAUUGAAACGCCAGCCAGGCAGUUUUCACAGGCCACGGCACACCUACAGUAGUGGAUUUCAGUACGGUCCGCCCGGAACUCGAGAGAUCUUGAUAGAGAUUUCGGUGCGAAAUCGGGAUUUGGGAGAGCACUCCACAACAUAGGAGCCUCCCAUAAUAGUUUAGCUUUUGAGCCGAGCUGUUCUUAUUAAACUGUCUCGGCCUUUCCUGACACUUGAAUUGGGAUCAAAGCUUGUCCUCCAAUUAAAUUAUUCUUGUGUUUCUUCCCUCUUCUACACGUCAAACCCCGCAUAAGGGUUUCAUCCAGCAAAAUGCCGGCCAUGCUGGACGAUCCGGCGAGCCCCACUAUCUACCGAGUCUCCGGUCAGCCUCCGUAUCCGGAUCCGAACAACCCCGGGCUUCCGGCCGAAAUGACCCCUAGGCAGGUCACGCUCCGUGAUCGCCAGACCGUGGCCACUAUUGUUCCGUUUUCCUCGAAACAUCAGGUUCCCGAGUCACUGAUCGCCUACUUAUGUGAUCAGAUCAACAAGGAAAUUGAAGGCGGCGAUACAUAUCCCAUGAUGGAUCCCUUCGCCGCCGACAAGUUCGGUUCCUACUGGUUCCAGAACUUUGGCGCCAUCAUGCUCCUUGGAGAUGUUGAACGUGCUGAGGAUGUUGUAGAAGGCAAAGAUUGGUCCCGGGAAUGUCUCGGCAGCUUCUAUAUCAAGCCUAACUAUCCCGGCCGCAGCAGCCAUGUGUGCAACGCCGGGUUCCUUGUCACCGAUGCCUCGCGUAACCGCGGUGUCGGUCGUCUCAUGGGUGAGGCGUACCUUGACUGGGCACCUAAGUUGGGUUAUACGUAUAGCGUCUUCAACCUGGUGUACGAGACAAACGUUGCAUCAUGCCGUAUCUGGGAUGCGCUCGGCUUCAAGCGCAUCGGUCGAGUCAAGGGUUGUGGAAACCUUCGCAGCUAUCCCAACCAGCUGAUUGAUGCCAUCAUUUAUGGGCGGGAUUUGUCACCGCGCGAAAGCGAGGAACUCGUGAGUGAAGAGCGUUUCGACAAGAUCAAGUUCUACCUCAAGUACGGCGAGUACCCGAACGGCGCUGACCGCGCUGAGAAAAGCAGGCUCCGCAGCGCAGCGACGCAUUAUAAGCUCCUCGACGGAGACAAGCUCAUGCUCAAGGAUAAGGAGGUUAUAUCCGAUCCCGCCCGUCAGUUCGAUGUUGCUCGUCAAGUUCAUGUUCAGCAGCACGGGGGUAUCAACAAAACUACCGCUACUAUUGCAGAGAAGUACCACUGGAGCCGUAUCAAAGAAACAGUCAGCGAUGUGAUUCGCAGUUGUGUGGAGUGCAAAGAGCUAGGCAAGACACCUAACCCUGGCGGUGCGAGAAAGGCAGCCUGCUCGAAUAAUCAUGCGGGAGGGAGGAGAGGUGGUGCAAACACAGGUGACCAUCAUGCGCAGCCGACGAGUCCUCCCCCUGCCCAAAUGUUACCACUGCAAGAGCACAACAUGAUGCCGACAAUUUCCCACCAGAGUCCAGAUCACGAUCAUUCACCAAGUCCCUAUGCUAACCCAGCCGAUAUCUCUCUCAUUGCACCUCCUCACGCUCUUCAAGGCAGCUCAAUGGAACAUACGCUUCACUCACACAGUCCCAUGCUAGAAGACCCUCCCACUGGCCACCACCCACAUGAUCACAAUGUAUACCAACCGAUCGACCCGCAGAUCAUCAACGAAGCUUCUCAUGACCUUGGCCCCUUUGAUCAAUAUCAUUCGCCCGCUGACUUCCAAGCAUUGCUCAAUGCGACUGAAGAUGUUGGUCCUGACGUUGUGGACAGAGAUUUGGAGAUGUUGAUAGAACAUCAAGACGAUGACAAUUUGAUGGACGGGACGAAUGGUAUGGAUGGUAUGGGUGGCAUAGGCGUGGGUGUCGGUGUUGGCGCAGACAAUCACGGGCUUGUCCAUAAGGAAAGGGGUCUGUAUGAUGUUGGCUUUGAAGGGCCAGGGGGGUAGUCAGAGGUGACUUUGUGAUGCUGUCCUAUUGAUUUGAAGCAUGAAGCGGGCGCUCCUGGAUAUAAUUACAUUUCUCUAUCAAUGAGCAUGAGCUUGCGUUUCCCAUAUGAAUACUAAGUUUCGGUUUGUGUCUAUUGAUCUCGA